AUGCAGCAGCAGCAGCAGCAACAACAUCAACAGCAAAGUAAUUCCUCCCGUACAAUAGAUGCCCGACCGACGACAAAUACACCAAUUGCGCCGACCCUAUCGUCCCAGGAUCGCUCCUCCGCUGUCCAGAGACCCAUCCCGUCCAUUCCUUCGCAGGAUUCAAGUCUGUCUACCGAGUCUGUCAGCGUCUUCACGCCGCCUGCCAGCCAAGGCGACAUGCCGGGAGGAAACGCCAACGGCCACACCUCCAGCCAAGAGUCGCAAUUACUCCAGCUGUCGCACAUCGCAGCCGCCCAGGACAAGUUGGCCGAGGAUAAUGUCAUGGCGACGGCGCGCAAGCGUAUGGCCGACGGCGCCCUCAAGGAGGACACCUCCCCCGUCCGUAUCGGCCACUCCAGGAACACGAGUACUGUGAGCAUGGCCUCCACAACAGCCAGCAGUGUUGGCGAUUGGUCGACUGACCUCAAGACGCGUCUGUCGUAUGCAAUGCUCAAGGUGAACCACGGCUGGCAGUCCCAUUCAAUAGACGAGGUCGAGUCCAUGGCCUCCCAAGCCGCCUCUCCCACAUCGAGCCAUUCCACCUUGCACGGCCGCCACGAGCCUUCGGCCAGCCCGCGCGCCAACAUGGCUCGCUAUGCUCCCACCAGCGCUGCCACCACGGCAAGCUCCAACCCAAGUCCCGCAACCUACGAGUCCUUCUGGAAAGAGGGACAAAGAUCUGCCUACAGCUCAACCUCUCCACCCGCCCCCUCUCAGAACGCUCCCGCCCUCGCACCGCCGGCUCCCAUCCAGCCCUCGAAGCCCAUGCACAACCCUCGCCGCAAUUCAAAUCCCCGAUAUACACCGACCCUCCUCUCCCACUCCCACAGCGCGUCGCCACAUACGCCCAGCCAGCAGAACCACGGCGCAACGCCAAAUCAGAGGUUAGGCCGGACUCCGCUCCUCGACCCCGUCCUCUUCUCACCUCACCAAAACGUUAGGGAGCAGGACGCCAUCGAAUCUCUCCUCUUCAUGAGCAGCCCCGGAAACUCGGCCAACAUGAAGAACACGUACUCGUCGUCCAUGGCAACAUCCAACAUGCCGGGCCGCCACGCCUUGCCGGGAUCCCAACCCCGAAAAAGCCUGCCGUCGCAGCGGCCCAUGCCGCAGAAACGCGUCGGUUUCGAGAAGAGUCCCGGGGCCAUGACGGCGGUGAGCGACAUGGACAUUGACUCGCCUCAGUCGCGCGGCCCGACAAGGAGGCGUAUCAACGGCAGCGCCAGCUUCUCGGCCGGCUCCGGCCCCAGUAGCCUCCGUCCGCAACUCUCUCUGCCGGCGGCCCUCGGCAGCACCUCGCGGCCGCGGCCACGCUUGGCAGAUGCCGACAUUGAGCGGAUGAUUGAUCAGGCUGCUCAAGCCGGAGACAGCUCAGACGACGACGAAGAAAUUCAGAUUCCGCCGAGGAACCGGCCAGAAGGUGCUGUUGGCGUCUAA
This is a messenger RNA of Colletotrichum navitas, 1473 nucleotides long. RefSeq lists its product as uncharacterized. The coding region runs from base 1 to 1473 and encodes 490 amino acids. The record is from RefSeq and is a predicted model, not a curated record. The transcript is spliced from 2 exons. Gene Ontology annotation, cellular component: cytoplasm; SBF transcription complex. Gene Ontology annotation, biological process: G1/S transition of mitotic cell cycle. Gene Ontology annotation, molecular function: DNA-binding transcription repressor activity, RNA polymerase II-specific; transcription coregulator activity. Lineage: Eukaryota; Fungi; Ascomycota; Sordariomycetes; Glomerellales; Glomerellaceae.